This is a messenger RNA of Coccidioides posadasii C735 delta SOWgp, 1784 nucleotides long. RefSeq names its product dityrosine synthesis enzyme (gene DIT1). Lineage: Eukaryota; Fungi; Ascomycota; Eurotiomycetes; Onygenales; Onygenaceae. The record is from RefSeq and is a predicted model, not a curated record.
AUGCCUACUCUCAACAAAGGAAGCUCGGUAUACCAUUCGACGUACGCCCUGUAUUGGCGUGACUCGAAUGGCAAACUGUUGGCGGUUGAAGGCAACGGCUCCAAAGAGGUUCGCCAGGCAUGGCCACAACUAUGGGAGGGACUAUCCGCAAGCACCACAGACCGAACGACGACAAAGCUACCGUCCGGCAGACAGAUCGACCGCUUCAAAAUCGAGUUGGGCUUGCCUAUCCUUUCCGACGGUGGACGCCUGGAGUCCGGGGGCCAAACAACACAGAUUCGAGAACUCCAGAGAAGUAACGGCCUCACCCUUGGACAUGUUUCAUCAGAGCAAGGAAACAACUCCACAAACGCAGAUCUCCAUACAUGGUUUGAGGAAUUCCUGCUGCUGCGCACCGAAUUCACACCGUUCAACGCCAUAUCGGAAUCCAAUUGCGAGGCACGACGCAUCUCUGUGCAGAUAUCCGAUCUAUUUGACGCAAAACUCAGAAACUGUCCCCCCAAUGACCAGUGGAGCUCUGGUGGGGGGCGCGAGUAUUUUUUGAACCGAGUAUAUGGGUUCGUCGACAAGGGUCUGCCUGUCAUUUUCUGCUUGCCGGCCUUUCCCUGCAAGUCUUCAAACCCACAGAAGGUCGGGGGCACGUAUCCUGACGCAGCAGAGUAUUAUGCCCUGGUGACGAUGCUUGAGUUCCUCAGAGCAGUUUCUGCCAUUUACAAGCCGGGAGCUAUUCUGUGGCUUAUCAGUGACGGCCAUGUAUUUUCCGACUGCAUUGGUGUCGACGACAUCAAAGUGGACGAGUAUAAGGAUCAACUAAUGGAAAUGUAUCACGAGAUAUGUCCCGAUGAGAAGAGCCGUGGGUUCAUUCGAUUCAUGGGACUGAAGGACAUCUUCCUCUCCGAUCCCGACUUGACAAAUCGAUUGUCGCCGGCAUGGAUGGAGACGGUGGCCUUGGCACACCCUGUUGAAACCGUGCUCACAGACGACGCAGAACUUUGCCGGAAGCUGAUGACGGAUAUGUGUGAGCCGGAUCGAGAUUACCUGCGCAAGCUCAUACAGGACCAAGAACCGCAUGCACUCCAGCUAUACAGGGGUCUUUCGCGGUUCAUGCUGGGUGACCUCGGCAGCCACAAGGCACUCACUUCGUUGAGCACGAAACAGCAAAAGAAGCUUUCCAGUAGCGUUGCGACCGAAAUGAUCCUUCGGAAUCAAGCAUACUCAAAUCUAGUCGAGCUGCUAUUCCCCAACUAUGUCCGACUGUCCAUCCAUGCUCACGAUAACCGAGGACCCAAGUUCGGUAUCAAUCUUUUCCCCAAGACGAUGAUACGGUCGAUCCGUUCCCUAGAGACGCGGCAUGAGACUCACUCGUCGUACGACUUCCACUUACCAACGCCGUGGCAUAAUUCGAUCAUCAAGGUCAAUGGCGACGAGUACAUGUACGUGGGCAGAGCAGACAUUGCGCACGCCGGCUUUGACAGCCCUCAGUUUAGCGGCUCGUGGGUGUCUGGGCCGAACGGGGGACACUUUUCGAUAAGCAGCAAGGAGCAGCCUGUGGCAGAGAAGCCAGCCCAGGAAGUAUAUCCCAAGUCCGGUUUGUUUAUGUUUAUCCAGUGGGUAUGGUUCGGUAUCACCAAGCCCUUUUGGACUCUCUGGCAGUGAGCAUGAAUUUGACGAAUUAACGACGACAACGCGGGUGGAUGUAAAUAUGGAUGUGAACAGGACAAACAGACCCAAGACAUACAUAGAGAGGUUAUCUGGAGAUAUAGUUAUGUAGAUCGACCCCAAAA